AUGGAGCACCAGGUGAAUGUCUAUUGGAAAAACGUCCUCACGAUUGUGCCAAUUGUUGGGGCGGGCGUGGCUACUAUUACCUACCUGUUACGUCUAUACUGCAGGCGGGUGAAAAGGGUGGGGCUGUUGCUGGGGGAUUAUCUAAUGGGCGCUGGUCUGAUCCUCUCCUACUGUGUCACAGCUUUUGUAGUAGAUACCGCCUUCAAUGGCGUCGGGCUACCCAUCACAUCGCUUCCCAAAUAUGAACGGAUGCGUAUUCAAUUCGGAUCAUGGAUGAUACAGAAGUUCUGGGCCCCGUCAAUGGCUUUUGUCAAGAUCUCGAUUGUCAUCUUUAUUAAACGACUAUUCGGCUCGAUACGUGCAUACGUCAUUAUCACCAAUUGUCUCGUUGCAUUUAUCGCCACAUGGGCUCUCGCUGCCCUGUUGACCAAUACCUUCCAAUGCACACCGGUGCAAUACUACUACGAUAAGGAUUUGGACGGACAUUGCAUGCCCGGGCAGGUUCAAUUCUUCCAGGCCAUGGGAUCGAUCGCAUUGGUUGAAGAUGUUAUCAUUCUCUGUCUGCCAAUUCCCGUAUUUUGGAGGUUACAGAUCAACCGUCGGCAGAAAAUAGCAUUAAUCCUGGUGUUUUCUCUGGGUGGACUUGUCUGUAUCUUCAGUCUGAUGCGCCUGAUUGAAUUCCGCAAAUUCCAGCUCACCGACCUUGCGGCCUCAAGCGCCAAAGAAUCCAUCUGGACUUGCCUGGAACUCGACGUCGCGAUCAUUUGUGGCUGUCUGCCGUUUCUUAACCCACUUGUGCAAGGCGUCCGCAACAAAGUCAGAAGUGACGCCUCAAAAUAUCAAUCCCAACCUUCUGCCGGAUCCAACCUGCAUUUACACUCGAUGCGGGGAAACAAAGGCGAUUUUCGAGAGCUUGAUAGUGAUUGUGGAGCAUCAGCGAACUCAAUCAGUCGUAAUGCUACGACAAGUCGGCAGAGCUCGGAUAUGGAGAAUAAUAGGCAGGAUGUGGAUGGACGGUCCAACAAUAUCAGGCCUUCAUGA
This is a messenger RNA of Penicillium roqueforti, 1041 nucleotides long. RefSeq lists its product as uncharacterized. The transcript is spliced from 5 exons. The coding region runs from base 1 to 1041 and encodes 346 amino acids. NCBI's taxonomy places the organism in Eukaryota, Fungi, Ascomycota, Eurotiomycetes, Eurotiales, Aspergillaceae. The record is from RefSeq and is a predicted model, not a curated record.